Capronia coronata CBS 617.96 is the source of this 2205-nucleotide messenger RNA. RefSeq lists its product as uncharacterized. The coding region runs from base 1 to 2205 and encodes 734 amino acids. NCBI's taxonomy places the organism in Eukaryota, Fungi, Ascomycota, Eurotiomycetes, Chaetothyriales, Herpotrichiellaceae. Gene Ontology annotation, molecular function: protein binding. Gene Ontology annotation, cellular component: cytoplasm. The transcript has 2 exons. The record is from RefSeq and is a predicted model, not a curated record.
AUGACGACUGCGGUGGCAUCGCCUCCCAACUUUCAGAAUAUCUCCAAGCUUAAUUGGAAUGGUGUCGGCGGUGCUGGUGGAGGCUUCUCGGCAAUGAGCACUGACGAAGUGUCUCGCAUGUUCCUGCCCCAGCGCAAGACGGUGCACAGGAGCAGCUCAUCCUCAUCCCUUUCGUCCACAAGUUCUUCCGGUUCAACAGUCACACUCACACAAAAUGACGCCUCUAGUGAGGCAGGUCAUGGAGCGAAGAAGAAAGCGAGAGGAGGAUUUUGGCCGGUGUCAAAAUCAGAGUCUACCGCCAGUGUGUCCAAUGCCCGAGCAAAUGGAUCACUUCAAACAGCCAUCGGCAAUUCACUCAUGGGGGGGAAGGGUUCAGUGCAACCCGCGCUCCCCAGUCAAAAUCCUACCGGAUUAGCCAACGGAACCCGGAUGGUGAAUGGACAAUCUAUGGGUGAACAAGGAGCGAUUUUGGCCUUGUUGCCUAUGAAUGGCACUUUCGAAAGAAAGCAGAUCAAUUUACCAUUCUACCCUGAAGUUCUGCGUAUUGGACGGCAGACAAACGCAAAGACCAUGCCCACUCCUGUGAAUGGUUAUUUUGAUUCCAAAGUGCUGUCACGCCAACACGCCGAAGUAUGGGCCGACCGCAGUGGGAAAGUCUGGAUCCGGGACGUGAAGUCCUCCAACGGGACAUUUGUGAACGGACAGCGGCUUUCACCCGAAAACCGUGAAUCUGAACCGCAUGAACUUCGGCAGCAUGACACCUUGGAGCUAGGUAUUGACAUUGUGAGUGAGGACCAGAAAACUAUCGUCCACCACAAAGUCUCUGCAAAGGUGGAAUAUGUUGGACUUCCGGGGGCCUCAAACAACGUUCUCGACCUCAGCUUCGGCGAUCUCGACCCAUCACACGGCGGCGGACUACUCCCGUCACCUGUCAGCUCGCCUAUGAUCCAUUCACGCAGUCGCCCGGGCGGUCCAGCAGGCAGUGGACGGGUGUCGGCCCCUUCUAGUGUUGCCGGAAGUCAGAUAAGUUCGGUAGCUCAACAGCGGCAAAUGAAUUUCUGGGGUGCACCCAUGAACGUGGAACAGCUGGUCAAGACACUCUCUAGCGAAAUGCGCACAGCAAAACAGCAGGCGGCAGAACUUGAACAUGCAGGUUCAUUUCUAAACGCGAUAUUGACGUCUGGAGAGGAACCCUCCAAGUCUCAGCCACAGCCCAAGGAACUCGGUUCUCAGAGACAAUCGAAUGGACGGUCCAAGGCAACCAAGGUAGACCAUGUGGCCCGCUUUGCUGACCCCCCAGCACCUCCGCCGCGGCAGCCCUUACCUGAAAAGCCGGACGGCUCAAAAGCCAGCCCUAUCUCGACAUCAUUCACCAAUAUUCUGAAGAGGAGCGACACAGCCAAGCCCACCAAUACUUCAUCUCAUUCCCCAACAAACCCUCAAAACAGUCAGAUGCUGUCUCUUAUUGAAGCGCUGUCAAUUGCCAAGAAAGAGCUGGAUUCACAAGGGGCACGAGUCAAACAGUUGGAGGAUAUGCUCAAACAAGAGCGUUCGGCCAGAGAGGACGCCGAGGAGCGAGCCCGCCGGCUUGAGCAGCACGCUGCAUCCCGACCUGUCCCAUCAGUGCAAGAACAACAUGAGUCUGUUGCACAGUCAGAGCUCGUCAUGACACCAAUGAACCAAUCUAUAGAACACGAAAGAAGCAACGGAGUUGACAGGACAGAUGGUCUUCAACAGAACCUGGACCAGGUGUUGGGAGAGAUGCAGAGACUGAAAAUAGACGUUGACAAUUUCAAACGACGUGCCGAGACAGCCGAAGCGGACGCCGUCAGCGCAAGGAAGAGUCUUGCAGAGAUGAUUCACAGACUUCGGGAAGAAAAUGAGAAAGAAGAGGCGUCUCAGGAUAAGUCCAAGAAGCAACGUUCUCUAGCCGAGUUGGAGGACGACGCAGAGGUGGCUGACAUGGAUGAAACCGAGUCCAACUCGAGUCCCGCCGUGAAGUGGCCUCUACAUGGUAACGGCCACGUUCGAGCACCAAGACUGCCGGAUCAUGUCGAGCGAGCCGUUGCUACUGUGCUAAGGGACAGGAGUGGCCAGGGAGACUCUCUCGCCCAGUCUGCUCCAUACGUGUCGAUGCUGGGCGUGGUCCUGAUAGGGGUUGGGUUGAUGGCCUACCUUAAUUCGUGGCAGAAGUCCGAGAGAUGA